Messenger RNA from Pomacea canaliculata, 5261 nucleotides. Its product is annotated as prominin-1-like. The transcript has 26 exons. Gene Ontology annotation, cellular component: membrane. The coding region runs from base 549 to 2879 and encodes 776 amino acids. The record is from RefSeq and is a predicted model, not a curated record. NCBI's taxonomy places the organism in Eukaryota, Metazoa, Mollusca, Gastropoda, Architaenioglossa, Ampullariidae.
CCAGCGCAAUAUUUAUGCCAAAGCCAACCAAUAUAAAUUUGACAGUUUAAAGUAUCACACCUUAGACUUUCUAUGAACAUCUAAAAAAAUUAAAUAAAAAAAAUAGCCCUGAUAUUUGGGAGAGUCGAUGAGUGUGACAGCCGACCAGUCAUGUUCAAGGAAGAUAAGUUUUGUCGACACGCGCGCUGUGGUGGUGACAAGACUACACCAGUCAGUUCAAAACCCUCAGGACAGGAAGGCGAUUGGAAUUAUCACCGGUAACAUACAAGUUGGAUAGGAUAGAGCACACACCACAAAGCCUCUUAGCAAAAAAGUGGAACACACAAGUGAGGGCAAACAUUCGCCAUUAACCAUGUGAAGAGAGGCCACAAAGUGAAUGUUGCGUACACCGACAGUAAAGCACAUCCUGCUGAGCCUGUCCGAGCUCUCUUUUUUCCGAAUUUUAGUGUAACUGAGAGAGUAAAGAGCAAAAUAUAGCAGCUUUCAGAAAAAGGAAAUAAAACCAAAGAAGAAAUCGUUCAUCGAGUUACUGACUGCCAGUGUCAGCCAUGUCCAAGGCAUCCCCGAUGGUGUUAUGGACUUUGCUUUUGGUGUUGUACUUAUGCAUCCUUCACACGUACGGACAGACCGGCAACAGACUGGAAAACGGCAAGAUAGUAUGGGGAGACCUGGAGCCUGACGACGAGUACAAGACUACGGGCUAUAAGGCAGACCUAGGGGGACUUGAACCCUAUUACAACCUGGCUAAAAGUUUCAUCCGUUCUUCCUUAGCCGAAAACCUGCCCAUAGAGAAACUGAAAGCUCUAUUAAAGGACUUCUCCGGGCCAACAAUAAAAGACGUGUUGGUCGACUCCUUUCUUGGCUAUGCCGUCUGCCUCGCCAUCGGAAUCCUCUUCAUCCUAAUCUUUCCCAUCGUUGGUCUCUGCUUCUGCUGCUGUCGUUGCUGUGGCAACUGCGGAGGAAAGAGGAUCCAGGAGGUGAAGCCCAACGCCAAGUGUCGGCGAAUCGGCUUUGGAGUGGCGCUCGUCAUUCUCUCCCUCUUUGUCGUGGCGGGGUCAGCGUGCGCCUUUGUGUCCAGCAACCAGGUGACUAACAGCAUUGGCCCCAUCAAGGAUGUGCUCAACAACAGCGUGGACGACGUCCAAACAUUCUUCGGCAAUGUCAACAGGUCUUUUACUCACAUCGCUGACGGUAACUUCAAGUUCUUGAUAGACGUUGUGGAUAACUAUACCAAAGAGGCCUCAGGCCACGUGUCAGACCAGCUGAUGAAGGAUGUUUCAAAGAUUGUCAACCUGCAGACGCCUCUGGACGCUAUUGGAAAUUUGAAGAACGAAGCGGUCGUCAAGGUUGAUAGACUGUCACAACUGACUCAGACACUCGACACUCAGCUCCCUCAGACAGGUGGUCCUUCACCUGUUGCUGGCAUCCAAACGACUCUGAGUGAAUUCAAAACGAAGGUUUCUGCUGAUGUCUUCGGAGACCUGAAGAAGAAAAUAGACUCACAGAUUAGCACCACCAUUGCUGGCACAACACAGAGAGUUGAUGUUCACGGUAAGAUGGAUCCAAUAUUUGAAAACAACAUCAAGCCGAUGCUGGAGAAGAUCAGAGACAUGAAAACAACGAUGGGCGACACAACGAAAGAUUUCAGCUCGACGAUGAACUCGUACAUCGAUACAGCAAAACCUUACGACAAGUACAGGUGGAUAGCCGGGGUGGCGCUGGCCUCGCUGAUCCUGCUGAUCGCUGUUCUGCCGCUGGUGGGGGUGUUGCUGGGGUUAUGUGGGGGCAGCGAGAAGGUCAAGCCUACAGAGCGAGGCUGUGCGUCCAACUGUGGAGGAAUACUGUUGAUGAGUGCCGCUGGCCUCAUCUUCAUCUUCGGGCCGCUGCUGAUGCUGCUGACGACAACAAUGUACGCUGUGGGGUCGCCUCUCGAGCGCUACGGAUGUGAGGGCGUGCACGACGUUAAGAAGCUGGAAUCGUAUGUCCCUCUCAUUGACGGCAUAGGGUUCGAUCCUCGAAACGUCACAUUAAAUGUUGCUGGAGAGACGGUCACUGUUUCUGCCUCGACAGUUUUGGACUCUUGCAAGGAAGGAAAGACGCUGUACACCGUGUUAGACCUCAAGAAGGUGAUCGACAAGGGUCUGGAAAAAGUGACUGAGUUCAAAAACGGCAGUUUGACGAAAGGCCUGAGCUUCGACUCAAAUACAGUUGCAACCAGCCUCGGGAAAGCCACUCUAGAUGCCACUUCUGCAGUCAAUGACCUAAAAGCCACAGUGACUGUAGUCGGCAACUUGCAAACACAAAUUACUAAUCUCGAGAAUCAAGUUAUGGCCCUGGGCUCAGCAGCUGGGCAGAUGGUCAACAUUGUGUCGGAUAUGAAAAGUACUGCUGCGGAACUGACAAAAGUAGCCAAUGACAUAGAGACGGAAGCACAGCAAAUACCAACACUUAUUACUACAGCUACGAAUACUUUAAAGGACCCCACAGUGAUGCCACAACUCAUAGACAAGGCAACAAAGACGCUACAGGAUAAUAUAUUUCAAUUUGUGGACUCCUACACAACUGAUCUUAAAACUAAGAUGGCCAAUGAAGUGGGAAAGUGCACCCCCCUGUACUCAAUCUUCAAUGCCAUGAUGAUGGAAGGCCUCUGUUAUGGCAUCGUCGAUCCUUUGAACGGCUUCUGGUUGGCCAUUGGCUGGUCCAUCUUCUUCUUCAUGCCGUCUUUGAUCCUGUCCGUCAAGCUGGCCAAGUACUUCCGGACAAUGCUGUAUGAUGAUAGCUACGACAAUCCCAUACACAGUGCGAGUGUCCCGCCCCUAGCGACAAAACCGUCGUCUGGAAAGAAGAAGCGUCCAUCUUUUCCACAGGCCGAUGGGUAAGAAAGAAGGUUAUUUCUGAAAACGACUGGAGAUUCAAAUGGAACAGAGUCAGCCCCUUUUAAAACUCCUGUUGUAUGAGGAAGACGCUGAGAAGCCAGUUUACAAUUGAUUGACACUUAUUGAUGGAAAUUGUGUACAGGUCAUCUAAAGGAGCCAUGAAUGUUAACGAAGACGAAAUAUUCUGAAAUGUGUCUGGGCCCCUGUCAGACUACCUGUUUGUCUCUGUGUCUGCUUCCUUGUCUUUCAUUUGUGUGUUUUUGCUUGGACAUAUGUGUAGCAUUUUUUUAAGUGUAUGUAUAUGAGAAGUUGCAUUUCAGUUCUUCUCUCUUCCUCUUGUUCUUUUGGAACAGAAGAGUCUAUUUUAUAUGACUGAUGAACUGGGCAAGCAGACACCAAAGAGACCACACUUCGCUAGAAUCUGUGUCUAUUGUUUUUCACUGAGCAAGAAAGUUGCUAUUUUUUUAGGGUAGAAAGGUGGAGAUCUUAUAUUUUUUAAACAACUAUUUUCUGUCGUUGUAAUCAUUCUGACAUCGUGCUGAUGACAAUGAUCAGUCUUCACCGAGAACACAUUCAUGGACAUCCGGGUGCCGCAGUGGCGCAGCGGUUACAUGCCUGUCACCUGUAUCUUGAACCUACAGGGGAUUUCUCACUUCGCAAUGGCUGGACUAGCCUGCUGUGAUGAUGAUGCUUUGUAUUACCAGUUGAUGUUUUUUUUCUUCAUUCUGCACACGUAUCACUAGUGUAUGCUGCCGGUAUUUUGCUUAUUUUCUGUUUGUUUUAGUUUGUUUGAGGUUUUUUCUUGGUCUAUGCUUUAUAUGGUUUUAGCAACAAAAAGUGUAUUUGAGGUUUGUUUUUUGACCAAUGUAUGUAUCUAGUGUCUUAGUUAGCGGGGUAAAUUUUAUUUGGGAAGAUAAAUUUUAACAAGGAUAUCAAUGGUCGAAGCACGUGACCAAAAAUUGUCCAAACACACGCCGAAUUCAGCUUGCAAUAGGACCACGAGAAACUUAGAGAUAACAGCGGGGUUUAUGUGCAAGAGAAAAUUUUCUGCUCGUGGCAUAUUCAUCCUUCAGCUUACCACGAGUUCACGAGAACAAUAGUUUGCACUUUGCAGCUGAUAGUUUGGAGGAGACAGGAUAUGCACACAUUUAGCAUCUUGAAAAAAUACAGAAAUAAAGUUACUAUUUGGGGGAAUUAAAGGAGCACGCAGAGGAAAGGUAGAGAGUCUUCAUCCAUCGAAUUCGACAAUUUGAUUUGUGAUUUGCUAAAAUAUUUCUACAUUUCAAUCCGUCAUUGUUAAUCCGUCCAAUUAUAUCUCUUGAUUUUUCUUUUUUCGUUUAUUUAACAUCGAAUAGAGUUAUCCAAAGAUCAAGAUAUUUUUGAUGUUUACGAAAGGCUCUUAAGUAUCCAUAUGAAGCUUCUUGUAUGAAUUUUAUCCUCAGACACGCUUUCAUUUUCUGAAUAUCAUGAAGUCAAAUCUUUCUCACACGUUACAAUAUUAAAACCAAUAUUAAAUUUCUUUACAAAAUAUCAAAAAUCUCUUAAACGAAUUUUCUGUUUCUACUUGAAUUUAAUUCGACCUCAAGAUCUCGCUUAGGAGAGUUCUUUUGACGAGAUCUUGCUAGCAGAGCUUCUCCGACUGAAGACAACUAUUCUCCAGAAUGUUCCAGACAGGGUUAGAAUUUUUACUUUGUAGAUCCCUUGUGAUAAUACAAAUCUGUGAUUUUUUCAGUAUUAUUAUGAAUAUUUCUUGUUAUUCUGCAGAUCUUUUGUUACAUGGAAAACUACUUCAUGAAUAUGUUUAGAUAAACAUAUGUUUUUGCUAAUUCUUUUCUUUAUGCUUAUCAAUUUUUAGAGUAUUUCUGGUUAAUUAUAAAAUAAUAAUUUUUUAAUCACUAUACAAAAAGUGGUAUGUAAUAAUUUAUCUUGGUGUGGACAAAACGUGUAACGAAGAACUCGGCCAAAAAAGGUUUUUGCCAGCAGUGGAUUGAAAACCAGUUUGAUGAGUGCGUAGUGUUUAGAAACACGAUUUGGUUUGUAAGCAAUUUAUACCCAAUUAUUUCAAAGAAAACCUACAAGUAAUUACAAAAUUUAUUGAUUUGUGAAACAUUUGAUUGUAGUGCUUACAGAAAUACUACAACUUUAAAGGAAUCAAGUAUUAGUAACAUAAUUAUAUAAGUGAAUAAAAUAUUUUUUCUGAAAAGAUAUGAUAAAGACACAGUUAAUUAUCGGCAAAUUUUAUUGAAGAAAUGUAAUUUCGUGUAAUGAAUUUUGUUUUAAAUAUCUGAAACUACUAAUCUACAACACCUAAUUUGGAUGUGAACCUCUGGUUUGUCUUUCUUUUGAUUUUUGAUACUGAAAGUAAUAUAUUGUAUUUGAGCUUCA